This is a messenger RNA of Delphinapterus leucas (beluga whale), 1863 nucleotides long. RefSeq names its product growth factor independent 1B transcriptional repressor (gene GFI1B). The record is from RefSeq and is a predicted model, not a curated record. Gene Ontology annotation, cellular component: nucleus. Lineage: Eukaryota; Metazoa; Chordata; Mammalia; Artiodactyla; Monodontidae. Gene Ontology annotation, biological process: regulation of transcription by RNA polymerase II. Gene Ontology annotation, molecular function: DNA-binding transcription factor activity, RNA polymerase II-specific; RNA polymerase II cis-regulatory region sequence-specific DNA binding.
GGAGAAGUAUCUACUUGAGCAGAGAGUCACAAAUUGACCGGGUGGCACCAUCCCCAGAGGGAGCAGCGAGCUUCCCACCGUGGACGAGGAGCUCCGGACAGGUGUGGGGCACCCGGUGACGAUGCCACGCUCCUUCCUGGUGAAGAGUAAGAAGGCUCACACCUACCACCAGCCUCGUGCCCAGGAGGAUGGACUCCUCUGGCCUCCUGCCCUUGGUCCUGUGGCCAGGGACCAGGUCCUGAGCACCAACCCUGUCCUCAGCACCCUGUUCCCAAACCAGUGCCUGGACUGGACUGACCUCAAACGGGAGCCGGAGCUGGAGCUGGACCAGAGCUUGAUGACCAGGAUGGCCUCCGCCCCAGAGGGGCCUGCUGUGACGUCCCGACCCCAGGAUGAGGGCUCGCCAUCCUCCGACUCACCCCCGUUCUACAAGCCCAGAUUCUCCUGGGAUGCCCUGGCUUCAUCCUAUGGGCACAGCUACCAGCAGGCCCCCUCCACCAUGCAGUCUGCCUUCCUGGAGCGCUCCGUCAGCCUGUAUGGCAGCCCUCUGGUGCCCAGCACUGAGCCGCCCUUGGACUUUAGCCUCCACUACUCCCCGGGCUUGGACGCAUACCACUGCAUCAAGUGCAGCAAGGUGUUCUCCACCCCACAUGGGCUCGAGGUGCACGUCCGCCGCUCCCACAGUGGGACCCGGCCCUUCGCCUGCAACGUCUGCGGCAAAACCUUCGGCCAUGCAGUGAGCCUGGAGCAGCACACGCACGUCCACUCCCAGGGGAUCCCAGCCGGGUCCAGUCCCGCGACCAGCCUGGCAGUCCCGGGUUGCGAGGCCCCACCUGUGCCUGACCCCCCGGGGCCUCGUUUCCUCCGGCAGGGGCGCAGCUUCGAGUGCCGGAUGUGUGGCAAGGCCUUCAAGCGCUCGUCCACCCUGUCCACCCACCUGCUCAUCCACUCGGACACGCGGCCCUACCCCUGCCAGUUCUGCGGCAAACGCUUCCACCAGAAGUCGGACAUGAAGAAACACACCUACAUCCACACCGGUGAGAAGCCACACAAGUGCCAGGUGUGUGGGAAGGCUUUCAGCCAGAGCUCCAACCUCAUCACCCACAGCCGGAAGCACACGGGCUUCAAGCCCUUCAGCUGUGAGCUGUGCACCAAAGGCUUCCAGCGUAAAGUGGACCUGCGGCGGCACCGCGAGAGCCAGCACAACCUCAAGUGAGGCUGUCCCCGCUCCCAGCUCCUGACCGGCCUGCCCCAAGAUCGUGUCACCUGGAGGGAGGCCAGCCUCGCACACCCAGAUCCCCAGUCUCCUGGAGGCAGCACUGGACGGGACUCGUCAAGCUUGUUUUGAGACUCACGAAAUUGCUGUGUGACCUCGGGCAAGUCACUUUCCCUCUCUGGACCAACAAUUCUCCUGCUGCAAAGUGUGGCAGCUGGAUCUUUUCUGAGUUGAUGUUGUCUACAGGUCUAAGGGCUCGGUGCCUUGCCCCCGGGGCAGAGCCCAGGAGGCCAGAGUAGCCCCAGGUGCACUGCGAUGCCAAGAACAGACCAGAGCUGGGACCCACAGAGAAAUCCUCCCCCUGCCUGCUGCUCACGGGGAUCUGGUCAGCUCGGUUUUCAGCAGGCCCCUUUCUGGCUGUCAUGGGUGGUCAGAGCUGUCUCCUGCCCCAGUGGGAGACCUAGAACCCCUCUGCUUCAGCCAACGUGCUGGCUGUUCCCCACUCCUGACGGCACUCAGGCCACGGGGGUUCUAGUUCUGCGGUCAGACCACGGGGAAACCAGCAGUUACUGCUGUCAAAAGCCUGUUCCUCUCAACAGCUGUAAAUAAAAGACACAGAUUUACUUACAUAUCGCCACCAUUUUUUA